GUGGGGUUUCCCAAAAGAAGGGAGUUUUAUUAUAAAAAAAUUAGAGAUGUUAAAGGCGAAAAUAGAUGCUGCAAGAAAUGAGGUAAGAAUGAAGAACAAAAUUAUUAAAAAGGAUUUAGAUGAGAUGCAUGGUCACAAAGAAAGCUGGAAACUGUGGAUGAAGGAAGCAGAACAUAGGGAACGACAACAGGCAGGGAAAGAAAUGCCUAAAUGUUCAGAGACAAAGUUAGGGAAAGAAUGCUUUGCUACUGACACAUGUAAACCUUCUCCCUCUGCUCCAUCUGCGUAUGCCGAGGCAAAAAGUGAAAUGAUGGCCCUCCAGCACAAGCACGAUGAUGCAUCGUAUGUCUUUCCACCACCACCACCUCCCCUACCCCCGUCAUAUGGAUCGAUAUCUUCAAAAAUCAAGGAACAGGAUGAGAGCUCUGCAUCUGGAGGAACCAGAUCUAAAGAGUCACACACGCACAGGAGUCAAGUACCAGCCUGAUCUAGCUGACAGUACAACUAUGGUAAUGCCACAGCCAACAAACUCAUUCCACCCAUCCUUGCUGCACCCUAACUACAAUAUGCCUAUGGUUGAGUAUCCAGGUCCAACAGGUCCCAUAAGAGUCCAUAGAGGAUGGACAGACCCGGACAUGAUGGAAGCGGGAAAACAGCUUCCCUCCCUGGAAUCUGGUGGGUACCGGUUUGGUGAGGAAUUGGUGUCUUUCUGCAAAAACUGGAGUCCCACGUCGCACGAGUUACGACGACUACUGAAGAAAAGACUCACCAGCGACCAGUUCCAGAGAAUCACCACCGACCUGGAUGGCGACUAUCACCAGGAACAAUCAGAGUGGAGAGCAGCUGGAGAGUAUGAGAGGUGGGUUGUUGGAGUCAGCAAAGCUAUUGAACGUGCAUUCCCACAGAAAGUCUGCAUGACAACUAUCCAACAAUGCACCCAAAAAAAGGAAGAAAGCACUGAAGAUUAUUAUCACAGACUGAGUGGUGUGUUUGAACAAUAUUGUGGCAUUCCCAAACCGAACAAUAUGGACAGGGAAAAUUACGAAACAGUGUAUGAAAGUCAUCUGAAAAGUUGUUUCUUGAGUGGUCUCCGUCCUAGUGUCCAGAGUUCCUGCAUUGGCUGGAAGGAUCAACGUCUGAAGGAGAUCCGUAGACAUGCCAAACAUGCCGAGGAGCGGCAAACAGAGGAAAGGGACAAGGAACUUGAAAAACGUGAGUUGACCCAGUACAAUGCUUCUCUAACCAUGAUGCAAAGUAUCGUUGACCAACAUGCAGGUCGCGGACCCAAUCGGGGACGCGGAGGACGCGGACGGGGAGGCAAGCGAGGGAGAGGUGGAGGAAGAGGACAAACACAAGAAAAGAAUGCAACGCAUGAUCAGGAUAAAUGUUUCUACUGCAAGGAAAAAGGACACUGGGCCAGAGAUUGCCCCAAAAAGAAACAAUGAGAAAAAGGAACAUCCAAAUUUGCCUCUGACUGACUGCCUGACACAUUCGUGGUUUCAUCUGAGGAGGAAGGUAAUGCACCACACACAGCUGUUUGCAAGGAAGAAAUGCUUGGCACUGAUACACUGCUUUCCAUGCUGUUAGGGACCGUUGAUAGGUUAGAAAAGGAACAGGAUUUCAAAACCACACCUACUUACAGCCUAUUGUCAUCUGAAGCCUAUAAAAAAAUGCCUACUAUUGUUUGCAUGGUAAAAGGGACCCCAAUAACUUUUGUGGUUAAUUCUGGCGCCACAAAUUCCGUAAUCAGAUCCUCUGAGCUCAAUCCCACUGACAUUAAACUCAGUGGCAGGUAUACUUGGUCAGUUAGCGCUACAGAAAUACUCUACUCCCAUGAUUUGUGAGUGGCAAACGGAUGAGGGAUUAGUGACGAGUAAACAUUCCUUUUUGAUUUCUGAUGUUUGUCCAAUUAAUUUGUUAGGCCGUGAUUUGAUGUGCACAUUUAACAUUGUCCUCACCUCAACACCUGAUGGAUUGAGGGUUUCAAGAUAUGCAGAUAACACAUCAGCCUUUGUACAUUUCAGCCCGACCACACCCUUGUAUGUGUAUCAGUGGUGGUUAGACCUCACUGUGUCUGUCUCCAUUUUGCAAUCUGCUGCUGAUGUGAUAAACCCCUCCUCUGAUAAAAUGACACCUGAACAUUUGCAUUGCACUGCUCACGUCUCAGACGGACCAGACACUGACUAUGCAAAAACAUUUUUUUGCGACUUAAAUGACAGCUUACUGACUACCAACUUGUACUGGACAGAAACCGAAUGUGCAGCAGCCGUUUCUCUGACUGAGAAACAACUCAGAUUUUAUGACAUACACGAUUCACUGCCACACAUCUCCUUUUCAAAACCUGCUAGUAAACAGUGGAGAGAUUUGGGCCCAUUUGUUAAUCGAUGCGAGCGUGCCUCAGAUUGGACUCCCAUGCCAGAAAAUGGUGCAUGUUAUUCUCAAUCUCUGGGGGCAUUUAAAAGACCACUGCAAACUAAGAUACAUUGUCUACGUUCUGUGUAUCUUUUGGAAAAAGAUAAUCCACAUCACCUCACUGCAUGCAGUCCCAGUGACAUUUCCCCACUUUUGGAUCAGGUCCCCCCUGAAUUAUGGGCAAACAGCAAAUAUGAUGUGGGUCUGAUAAAAAACUGUGAACCUGUUCAGAUCACUGCAAAAUCUGAUUACAGACCUGUGGUGAAACGAUAUCCUUUGAAGAAG
This is a messenger RNA of Larimichthys crocea (large yellow croaker), 2697 nucleotides long. RefSeq lists its product as uncharacterized. Gene Ontology annotation, molecular function: nucleic acid binding; zinc ion binding. The transcript is spliced from 2 exons. The coding region runs from base 333 to 1445 and encodes 370 amino acids. Lineage: Eukaryota; Metazoa; Chordata; Actinopteri; Sciaenidae. The record is from RefSeq and is a predicted model, not a curated record.